GCUAAGUAACACUUCCUGUGCGUUGAAUGUGUAGAAAAGUAAAUAACGGCUAAACAUGGUGCACUAAUUGGGAUUAUUGGUAAAUCGGAAAUCGUUUUUCGCGUGAAAAUAGUCUUACCUUUGAGAACUGUAGAUUUAGCGGCAAAAUCAUGACACUGACAACAAUUAAAGACGGCGAAUACACCGCCACUGUCUACAAAAUGAUCAAAGAUGGGCGGUAUGGAGAGGCUAUCCACAUCCUCAGCAAUGAACUGCAGAAACAGAUGAAGUCACGGGCAGCCCUGUCUCUGCUAGGCUACUGCUACUACCACAUGCAGGACUUCACCAACGCAGCAGAGUGCUAUGAGCAGCUGACCCAGCUACACCCCGAGGUGGAGGAGUACAGGCUGUAUUACGCCCAGUCUCUGUACGGGGCCUGUGCCUACCCCGAGGCCAUGAAGGCUACCUUUCUAUUGGACAACCCUACCAGCCACACCAAGGUACACUUCAUACAUGAAGUUAUAAUACCAAGGUAGGAAGUAGAAUCAGUGCUUCAUUUGAGCCGGAUCCUGCCACAACAGGACACAGAACCUCUCAGUUUUGGACUGUUUUGUUCCGGAACCUAUUUACCAGGAUCCGGAACCUCUCCUGCCCCACCAGGUAGAGUUAUAAUGUUUACUA
This is a messenger RNA of Oncorhynchus nerka (sockeye salmon), 660 nucleotides long. RefSeq names its product intraflagellar transport protein 70A-like. The coding region runs from base 150 to 515 and encodes 121 amino acids. The record is from RefSeq and is a predicted model, not a curated record. Gene Ontology annotation, biological process: intraciliary transport. Gene Ontology annotation, molecular function: intraciliary transport particle B binding; protein binding. Lineage: Eukaryota; Metazoa; Chordata; Actinopteri; Salmoniformes; Salmonidae. The transcript has 3 exons. Gene Ontology annotation, cellular component: intraciliary transport particle B; axonemal microtubule.